Parastagonospora nodorum SN15 is the source of this 135-nucleotide messenger RNA. RefSeq lists its product as hypothetical. The transcript has 2 exons. Bases 1 to 135 code for a protein of 44 amino acids. Lineage: Eukaryota; Fungi; Ascomycota; Dothideomycetes; Pleosporales; Phaeosphaeriaceae. The record is from RefSeq and is a predicted model, not a curated record.
AUGGAAGGACUGUCACAGAAACAUCCAAAGUACUUGCGACUAUCUGCAGCGGCACGAUCACCAAAUGCACCAUGCCCUCAGCACGCCUGUAUCCUAAUGCACGCAUCUCGACCUCAGCCUCAGGUCGCGCGCUAA